Aspergillus fumigatus Af293 is the source of this 2448-nucleotide messenger RNA. RefSeq lists its product as uncharacterized. The record is from RefSeq and is a predicted model, not a curated record. Lineage: Eukaryota; Fungi; Ascomycota; Eurotiomycetes; Eurotiales; Aspergillaceae.
AUGUCGGUGAAUCGUCAACUUACUCUUCCUGUGGACGAUGAUAUGAGAAAAUCCAAGUCUGCGCUACAACAAACAUCUGCGCCGGAAAUAGUCUCAGUCGAUAAACGACUGGAACACCUUAACCAAGAGGUCCUUCCUUUCUAUCCGUUCUUGCUCACGGUUCCCACCGAUGUGCCUUUCCGUCCUGGUGCCCGAUUUAUCAACAACUGGGCAGUGGGUGAUGACGGGCCUUUCACUCCAGACGAACAAGAACUACAGUACAUGACAUUCCUGACUCACCAAGACGGUGACUCUUUAUUAGUGGCCGUGGGGGAUUGGUCAGACGAAACAGGGAACAUUAUGUCAGACAAGCGCUCAGGGCCUCAAACUGCGGCAAGCACGCCCUCAGCUGGGUCGUUGAAAAAGAAGAUCAGCUUGAACGAUUACAGGAAUAGGAGAAAGAGCGGUGCUUCAGUCUCGCCUAUCAAUCAAGAGCCUGUUACACAGACUUCAGCUCCUCAUACCUCCGAGGACAAGCGAUCAGGGAUGAAGGCCACUACGUCCGUGGACCAUUCGGGAAAACAGUCAAUCAACUCACUAUCGACGAAGUCAUCAGUCAGAUAUGUACCCGAGAGUGUAGGGCGUAAAAGGCCGCCAGAGCUCGGUCAUGUGCAUCUAGGGUCACAUGAAGGGGAGCAGGCAGAUGUAGUUUCUUCAAAGAAAGCGAGGCUUUCGCCGGGGAUGAUCGGGAGCAAGAGUUCUGAGUCCUCAAAGACCAACGGGUUGCCUGAUUUACUAUCACCAACUUUACCACCUACUUCAGACAGCCCUAAGUUACCCAGGCUAUUGUCACCAACUCUUCCGCCUGACAUUGAGAAAGAGCUAGCAAGGCUUGAAAGCCGCCCAGUGUCAAGCUCGUCUAAACUACUAAAGCAUCUUGAUUCUUCACCGUCGAAGGAGAGUGUACAGAACCCGAAAUCGCAUGACCACGGCAAACUGCAGCCAUACGCAACGAUUGGACCCAGCUUGCAUGGCAGAAGUUUGAACUCGACGGCCGAUAAAUGCACUGCUACUCCUAUAGAUUCUAGGGUCUCUGAUUUCGGUGACACACCAAAUCUUGACUUGCAAUCUCAGAGAGGUGAACAAACGCCACCUUCCACAGAUACCAAAGAAAGUAUGGCAUCGCAGCCCCGGCUGGUGGUAAAACUCAAAUACGGAAGAUCGAAUAGAAAGCGCAUCGAGGCUCUCUUGAAAUUUUCUGCCAAGAGGAAAGCAGCUUUCACAUCUUCGCCCAUUAACCAGCAAGGGGAUUCCGAGAGAGCCCGAGUGACCAAAGCUCAACUUAACGAAUCCAAUACUUUUGCACUCAGGCAUACCAGCCACAAAUCCCACCGGCUGGAGGACACAGUUAAGGAUACGGUUAACGUGGACGCAAGUACUUCAAUGAAAGAACGAUCGAAGGAGCCCAGGGCACCAACCCCAGAAAAGUCCCGACUUCCUGCGUCUCCUAACCCUGUAUCAAAUCAAUCAAAGAACUUUGCGGGGUCUCCGACCAAGGAUGCAAAGAACCCUGCUGCUCGUAUCGAGACAUUUCAUAGCGCGGGGAAAUCGACGUCCUAUCAUUGCACCAAAGAUCAACCAGGAAACCAGGUGAACUCUUUGAAGUCGGCAUCCGCAGAUUCUAAUAAUCCUGUGUCUCGGUUCCGGAACUCUGAGCGUCGAGCUUGGAAGGACGAAUACCAGAGACUUGGUAACUUGGGUAGGGAGUUGAAGCAUGCUGCAGAGAGGCAUACCAACAAAGAUGCGGUGACUGCUGCUGAUGAAAAACUUGCAGUUGUGACGGCGAUAGAGGCUGUCCUUUGUUUUAUUCUCGCAUUUGUUGCUGAUGAUCAGUCUAAAGCUUUGGCCCGUCAAGUUGGCGACUCAUCAACCUGGCUAUCUAUACUCGCCUAUUGGCGUGUUGUGAAAAAGAACAGUGUCCCUUACCCGAGACUCCACAGUCUCUGUUUGAUUCUUGGUGCUGUGUCUUAUGAUGCGAUUCACGCUCUCGACUUGGAACGCCUUGCAGUUACUCCAUUGCCAGGAGAUCAUACUCCUGUGCCCACCCCAGGAAGUGACGGCACUACUGUCACGUCGGAUGAGUACAAGAAGAAUCGAAGAGAUAUCAUUGAGUUAAAACAACGAUUACCUGACUUUUAUAAGGAGUCCCAGAGACUAUGGCUCGAGGGCCUGCAGGGCCUUUCAGAGGAUAUUCUUGCCCGUGAAUUUCCUGAGACGUGGUCUAGACGCUCAAGAAGAUAUUCACAUCUGGGAAAGCAGAAGCUCAAGAUCGGAGACUAUACUGGGGAGUUUCUUUUUCCACCCGGGAAAACAUCAGCACCUGUGGAAACUGUUCGAUUUGGGUGUGCGAUUCUCAGAGAGUGGUGUAUGAAAGAAGGCGUGGAUUGGAGCUGCCGACUGGAUUUAUGA